GCCCUUCAGCCUCUUCUGCCUUUUAACAUGAGACAAAAGUGUCCCAGGCUCUGAAAGCCGGAACGUGGCCUGCCCUUUCAGAAGAAUCCAGCUGCCUAUGCUCCCAGUGCCUUGCAGAAAACUCCCUAACGCCGCUCUCUUCCCUGUCCCUGCAGAGAGAAGGCUGCUCAGAGUGGUUACUGAAAACAGGAACCAGCCCCUCUGCGAGGCCCGCGCCUUCCUCGUUUCUCACAGAGGAAGCGUGCAGCGUAUGUAGCAACUGCUGCUCUUCUCGAUAGCAUGGGCUUGUCUACACCCGUGGGAGGCCCAGCCGCCCGCUCACUCGGCCGGACCAGCUGCAGCUGAUACAGAGGCGCUGACGCGAUCCUGGCACCUCCGCGCCAGCUGCUCCCAGGGGAGCCCAUGUCCGGCCUGUGAAGGCUCCGCGAGACGUCCGCAGCCCGGGGAGCAAGAGAGAUGGGCAACAGCGUGCGAUCCACUCCCGCACCUCCUGAGAGGACUCUGCCCUGCCCAGAUGGACUGGACGGCGACUACCUGGCUGUGCUGAGUGAUUACCCAUCUCCUGAUAUCAGCCCCCCAAUAUUUCGCCGAGGAGAGAAACUGCGUGUGAUUUCUGAUGAAGGGGGCUGGUGGAAAGCCAUUUCCCUUAGCACUGGCCGAGAGAGCUAUAUUCCUGGAAUAUGUGUGGCCAGAGUUUAUCACGGCUGGCUGUUUGAAGGGCUGGGCAGAGACAAGGCGGAGGAGCUGCUGCAGCUGCCGGACACGAAGAUGGGCUCCUUCAUGAUCAGAGAGAGCGAGACAAAGAAAGGUUUCUACUCUCUGUCGGUGAGACAUCGGCAGGUGAAGCAUUACCGGAUCUUCCGCCUGCCCAACAACUGGUACUACAUUUCGCCCAGGCUCACCUUCCAGUGCCUGGAGGACCUGGUGAAUCACUAUUCCGAGGUGGCCGAUGGCCUCUGCUGUGUGCUGACCACACCCUGCCUCACUCAGAGCACAGCUACCCCCGCAGUGAGAGCCACCGACUCCCCCAUCACCCUGCGCCAGAAGACCCUGGACUGGAAGAGGGUGUCCAGACUUCAGGAUGACCCCGAGGGGGCAAGGAACCCGCUCGGUGUGGACGAGUCCCUUUUCAGCUAUGGCCUUCGAGAAAGCAUCGCCUCCUACCUGUCCCUGACCAGCGAGGACAGCGCCCCCUUGGACCGCAAGAAGAAGAGCAUCUCCCUGAUGUACAGUGGAAGCAAGAGGAAGAGCGCCUUGUUCUCGUCGCCGCCCUACUUUGAGGACUAGCCGAGAGCAGAUGCCACGCCAAGUGCCCGGAAGGAACAGAGGUUCGGCCUCUCAGCUGGGCUCCUGCAGAAAGGCUCGCUUCCCUGGCCCCUGGGGAGCCUCACGUCUUCCAGGAGCCAAGAGAAGCUACGUGCGACUCUCACUCCCACCUUCUCUACCCGCAUGAUGACCUGGGGAACCCUCUCUGGUGUCUGAUCAGUCCUGCAAUGUCACAGAGCGUUGACUUGCGAUGACCUGACCUGGCAGUGUUUCGGGAGAGUCCGACUUGUAUGUUGUACGUGUGUGCCCGUGGUGUUUGUGGGAAAGACAGACACGCUCAUCAGAAAGUGCACCAGGACCAUCCUCCGACCACUGUCCAGAUGGCCGCCCCCUGAGCUCACAGAGAAAACUUCUGAAUGGGAAACGUCUGGGAAGAAGAUGAGCCAGACGCUGUGUCCUGGCCACUGUCUGGGUUUUCGAAUUGGCCUUGUACCUGGAGCCCUCUCAGCCAAUCCACAGAGACCUUCGGCACGCGUCUUUUCUCUCUAAGGGGACUCAGUGACAUUAAACGUGAACCUUCCAGAUUAGUCCUGAAUCAGGAGGUCUCUUUGUCCUGCUGGUCCCAAAGCCACGUACACAGAAGUCAGAUGGCCUCCCUAGCUCUGCUGGGGGCAAGGCAAACAGGAGAGGGGGAGGCUGCUGGCUGGGGGGUGCAAGGAACUGCACGAGCUUGUACCGUGUCCCAGUCACGGCUUUGCGGCCCAGAGAGAGCUCAGGGGCAUAUGGAGGUUCAUGCCUAAAUCGAUGCACCAGUGGUUCAUUCAUGACUUCCUGAAGAGGCACUGUGUUAUGUCCUGUGUACGGUGCCAGGCCAAAAAAAAAGAAAAUAGCAGAGAGAAGGAUGACUGAGCCCCAGGUCCCGGCAGAGGCAGUCAUAGCGUGAACAGGGAGAAACGUGUACUGACAAAUACUAUGUACAUGGGGUGAGAACACAGAAAUCAGCUCCUGGCUUUGGAGGUGGGGGGGGACAGGGGUCAGGUUAGGGUGACCCAGGAGCUCAUGUUUCAGCCAGAUCUUCAGAGAGUGGAAGUCUUGACUGGACUGAGAUCAGAAUGGUUGGAUUUUUUUGGAAAAAGAAAAAGGGAAAUUGCUAAGUUCUAAAGAAUUCAACGCACCCAGUAUUUCACUCUGAGGGCCUGGCAUCCACAUGAAUACAGUGCUGAGCUCCAGGAAGGGUGGGCGUCGGAGGGGCUGCACUCCCUCCAUGCCAUUCAGAGAUGGCAGAGAGACGCAGUCAGGUGGCCCUGGAGGAGGAGAAGCCCGUGUCCCCAGGCCGCCCCGGGACCCCGCUAGGAAGGAGGCUGCAGAUGAAGCUGUGACUCAUUUUCCCCUCUGCAAAGGGGCUCCGGGGAAGGACCAGUACAUGUGAUGUGGCACCUCUCUCCACCCGAUAGAAGUCUGUCUGUCCAGCACACGCAUCCCAUACCUCUGAAAUCGCUGCACUCUCGGUGUGUGUGCGAGCGUUUACAUGGUCUUCCACAUCAUCAGAUUCCAGAGUGUUUAUACAGCAAGACAUUUAUGGUUUCCUCCACGAUCCCCAAAGGCUGCUUCAAAGGGACCGGCCAGCGUGCGGGGAUCGACUGUGAGUGACACUGUGGACGCUGACGUCCGACAUAAGGCAGAGGGACCCUGCGCACUCCAGAUGUUUGUAACAUGUCUCACGUGCUAUUUUCCGUUGUGACUCAUGUGGUGGAACAUGUGGGGAGGACUUGGAGAGAUUUCUAGGUGGGAAGCAUUAAGUUUUGCUAAAUCAUGUAUUUAUUCCUGAUUAAAAUAAACCUAACGCGUAUUUAA
Messenger RNA from Artibeus jamaicensis (Jamaican fruit-eating bat), 3120 nucleotides. RefSeq names its product Src like adaptor (gene SLA). Gene Ontology annotation, molecular function: protein binding. The record is from RefSeq and is a predicted model, not a curated record. The transcript is spliced from 8 exons. Bases 457 to 1287 code for a protein of 276 amino acids. Lineage: Eukaryota; Metazoa; Chordata; Mammalia; Chiroptera; Phyllostomidae.